This is a messenger RNA of Lotus japonicus, 1654 nucleotides long. Its product is annotated as omega-6 fatty acid desaturase, endoplasmic reticulum isozyme 2. NCBI's taxonomy places the organism in Eukaryota, Viridiplantae, Streptophyta, Magnoliopsida, Fabales, Fabaceae. Gene Ontology annotation, biological process: lipid metabolic process. The record is from RefSeq and is a predicted model, not a curated record. Bases 170 to 1324 code for a protein of 384 amino acids. Gene Ontology annotation, molecular function: oxidoreductase activity, acting on paired donors, with oxidation of a pair of donors resulting in the reduction of molecular oxygen to two molecules of water. The transcript has 2 exons.
UCCCCUCGUGAUUUCGGAAAGUGAGGGUGUGAAAGCAGUUUCGUUCCUCUUCCUCCAAUAAUAAAUACCCCCACUCUCCCCACUCACGAGCCUCGCCUUCUCCCUCUUCUGCGCCGUCACACCUCUCAACAAACCACCUGCUUCAUUCACACCUUCAGGUUGCUGGAAGAUGGGGGCUGGUGGCCGAACCUCUGUUCCUCAACCCAACAGGAAGUCAGAGACUGACGCUGUGAAGCGGGUGCCGUUUGAAAAACCUCCUUUCAGCCUCAGCCAGGUGAAGAAGGCCAUUCCACCUCACUGUUUUAAGCGCUCCAUUCUCCGUUCAUUCUCUUAUGUUGUCUAUGACCUCACAAUAGCCUUUUUCCUCUACUAUGUUGCCACCCAUUAUUUCCACCUCCUUCCUCGCCCUCUUGCUUUCCUAGCCUGGCCAACUUACUGGGCCAUCCAAGGUUGCAUCCUCACCGGAGUUUGGGUCAUUGCACAUGAGUGUGGCCACCAUGCAUUCAGUGACUAUCAAUGGCUUGAUGACACUGUUGGCCUCAUUCUCCACUCCUCUCUCCUUGUCCCUUACUUUUCAUGGAAAUACAGCCAUCGCCGCCACCAUUCCAAUACUGGUUCCCUUGACCGGGAUGAAGUCUUUGUGCCCAAGCAGAAAUCUUCUAUAGGGUGGUACUCCAAAUACCUCAACAACCCACUUGGCAGAUUCCUCACAAUCACUAUCACCCUCACUCUAGGCUGGCCCUUGUACUUGACUUUCAAUGUUUCAGGCAGGCCUUAUGAAAGGUUUGCUUGCCACUUUGACCCAUAUGGCCCCAUUUACUCCGAUCGUGAACGCCUUCAAAUUUAUAUCUCAGAUGUAGGAGUACUUGCAGUGUGCUUUGGGCUUUACCAUCUUGCUGUGGCGAAAGGGCUUGCCUGGGUUGUGUGUGUUUAUGGAGUUCCACUGCUAGUGGUCAAUGGAUUCUUGGUCCUGAUCACAUACUUGCAGCACACUCACCCUGCAUUGCCGCACUAUGAUUCCUCCGAGUGGGACUGGUUCAGAGGAGCUUUGGCAACAGUGGACAGGGAUUAUGGCAUCCUGAACAAGGUCUUCCAUAACAUUACAGACACUCAUAUAGCACAUCACUUGUUCUCCACAAUGCCACAUUAUCAUGCAAUGGAGGCUACAAAGGCAAUAAAGCCAAUUCUGGGAGAGUAUUAUCGGUUUGAUUCAACUCCAUUUUACAAGGCAAUAUGGAGAGAGGCAACAGAGUGUGUUUAUGUUGAGCCAGAUCAAGGUACUGAGACCAAAGGUGUAUUCUGGUACAACAAAAAGUUGGAAUGACUGCUGCAGCUUGUUGUCCAUUAGGGUGGGAAGGUUUGUUAAACUUUCUUACAACUUAGGAUGUUUGGUAAAGGGAAAUAAUUUUAUUUCAAUCCUGAUAUUUGUACUGGUAAUUAGUAGUAAGAGGACAAUAGCUUGAUUUCAGAAUAAGAUAUGGCAUCUCUGAACUGUUAGAUUAUUGAUUUAUGGUUUGAAAUCAGUGUAUGUCGACCUAGUUUCUCCAGGUAGUACCAAUGUAAUCUAUCUGAUGGGAACCUUAUUCUUGUUCUUUAUUACAACUCAUUUGGGAAUUCCGUGAUUGGCUCAAUUAUGAGUUUUGUUUAUCUGUAA